Helianthus annuus (common sunflower) is the source of this 693-nucleotide messenger RNA. RefSeq lists its product as uncharacterized. The coding region runs from base 1 to 693 and encodes 230 amino acids. Gene Ontology annotation, molecular function: catalytic activity. The transcript has a single exon. NCBI's taxonomy places the organism in Eukaryota, Viridiplantae, Streptophyta, Magnoliopsida, Asterales, Asteraceae. The record is from RefSeq and is a predicted model, not a curated record.
AUGGACCACAUGCCAGCUGCAGGGAGAUCCGGGGGAGUGGUGAGUUUAUGGGAUCCUAACAUCUUCAAGGUACAAGAUUCUAUUAAACACCCUAAUUUUCUUUUAUCUGUGGGGGUUAUGAAAGGAAGCAAUAAAGCUGUUAAUGUUAUUAACGUUUAUACUCCUCAAAAUGUGACUCAAAAGAAAUCUUUGUGGGAUGUCAUUGGGGGUUUACUGGGUAGUAUGUCGGGUCGGUGGGUAAUCCUGGGAGAUUUUAACGCGGUUCGCUGCUUGGAAGAAAUGAUGAAUUCUAAAUUUAACAAAAAAUGUGCUUCCAAUUUUAACAACUUUAUUAUUUAUAAUGGGUUGAGAGAAUUCGACAUGAAAGGAAUGAAGUUCACGUAUCAUAAUAAUAAGGGCAACAAACAUAGCAAGAUCGACUGGGUUUUGGUAUGUUUGGAAGUUUUCUCUGAGUGGCCGGUGGCGUGUUUGAGGGCGUUGCCUAGGGUUCACUCAGAUCACCGCCCACUCGUUCUGUCCUGCUCGAAUAAAAACUUUGGUUCUAACCCGUUCAAAUUUUUUAACUCUUGGUUGGAUCGAAAAGAUUUCAAUGAGGUGAUUAAGAAAGCGACUGAUAAUUUUCAUGGAAUCGAAGAUUCGGAUGUUCGAUUAAUGGAAAAAUUUAAAAGGAUUAGGGAUGAUAUAAAGGUUUAG